UGUUUUACACUGCAUAUUUUUGUCGGCACGUGUUUUUUCAAUAUUAAGGAGGACCAUGUUUCUAUUACCUGCAUCGGAUGAUGCUGUAACAUCAGUUUUAGCACCUUUUUCAGCACCAGUAAAAGUCUCGUUCGAGCCAGCUGGACGGUGGUUUGAGGCGUUAUGUUUACGUAGACGUCACAAGCAUUCGCUGUCGUACCACUCACUGCAGAGCUCCAGCAGCGAAGAGAGUGACCAUGAGGAGAUAGAAGAGGAGGAUAACUCAGCUUUAUUACAGGGACUCGACCCCAAGGAGUGGAAGCAACAAGACCAUUAUGCUGUCCUAGGGUUAAGCAAAAUUAGACAUAAGGCCACAGAAAACCAGAUCAAAAAAGCUUAUAAGAGUAUGGUAUUAAAACACCAUCCAGACAAAAGGAAAGCCAGGGGGUUAAAGGUCGGAGACGGAGAGGAUGAUUAUUUCACAUGUAUUACACGAGCUUAUGAAAUUUUGGGAAACAAAACAAAGCGUCGAUCUUAUGACAGUGUUGAUCCCCAGUUUGAUGACGACGUGCCGCCCGCUGAUGACGAAUCAAAGAAAAAUUUCUUUAAAGUUUUUGGUCCAGUUUUUGAAAGAAAUUCAAGAUGGAGCAACAGAAGGAUAGUUCCAGGUCUAGGAACAGACUCCACUUCUAUUGAAGAUGUCAAUAAAUUCUACUCAUUUUGGUAUGACUUCGAUUCCUGGAGAGAGUAUUCUUAUUUAGAUGAAGAGGAGAAGGAAAAGGGAGAGAAUCGUGAAGAGAGAAGGUGGAUAGAAAAACAAAACAAAGCAGCAAGACAGAGGCUAAAAAAGGAGGAAAUGGCUCGGAUCAGACAGUUAGUAGAUAAUGCAUAUGCCUGUGAUCCCCGUGUGAUACGAUAUCGGGAAGAGGAGAAGGAGAAAAAGGAAGCUCAGAAACGUGCCAAAAAGGAAGCGGCCAGACAGAAGGCCCUGGAGGAGGAGAGGAUAAAACAAGAAGCUUUAGAAGAGGAAAGAAAGAAAAAAGAAAAAGAGGAAGAAGAAGCAAAAGCUCAGGCUGCAAUUGCCAAAAAAGAAAAAGAAGCACAGAAAAAGUUAAUUAAAAAGGAGCGCAAAACACUGAGAACAGCAGCAAAGGAUAUGAAUUAUUUCACUGACAAAGAAGAUGAGAGGGUGACCAACAUGGCAGAUGUAGAAAGGCUGGCCGACCAACUGUCUCUCUUAAAGUUGCAGUCGUUAAAUGAAGCCAUGGCUGCAGAUGGGGGACAAAAAGCAAAGGAGGCAUUUACCACAGCAGUUGAAGAGUUAAAUAAACAGAUAGAGGAAGAAAAACAGAAGCACCUGGAGGCCGCACAGAAACAGUCAGGGGGAGAUAACUCACAGGGGUCUAAAAAGACGUGGCUGGAAUCAGAGAUCCAGUGCAUGAUUAAAGGAGUCAAUCUGUUUCCCGCGGGGACAAAGGAGAGAUGGGAAGUGAUUUCCAAGUUCAUUAAACAGCAUGUCCCAGACAGUAACAAAAAUGCAAAAGACGUUCUUCACAAAGCCAAGGAACUGCAGAAAAAUGAUACUUUCCUUAAACAAAAUGCUGAUAAGAAAGCCUUUGAGAAUUUUGAGAAAAAUGUGAAGACUGCAAAUGUACAAGCCAAACCCAAGGAGGGUGUGGUUAGUGAAAGAUUUGAGAGUAUAGGUGAGCAGCAGGUGAGAGAGGCCGGAACGAACCCCGCCCCCUGGUCCCCCGAGGAACAGAAGCACCUGGAGCAGGCCCUGAAGACGUACCCCGCCAGUACCCCCGACAGGUGGGACAGGAUCAGCGAGUGUAUCUCCAGCCGCAGCAAAAAGGACUGUAUGAAACGCUACAAGGAACUGGUGGAAAUGGUGAAAGCCAAGAAGGCAGCUCAAGAUGCAACUGCAAAGAAAAAAUAAACAGUUUUCUGAAGAUAUAAUUUGAUUGGAUAAUCGUAAUCAGGAUUACCUGAUUCAGUAUUAAUAUCAGUGAACAACUACAGAUUGAUAAAAAUGGGGGUUGUUGUACAUGUGUCAGUGUGAAGAAUCUCAUUCUCAUGCAUGCCUCUACAUCCAUUGAUCCUAGAAGCGCACAGAGCUGAGGGGGUCCCAGUGAUGAACAUUUGUUGCUGCUAUGACUUUUGAAACCCUGACACGGGGCAAAGUUACGUUUUAGAUUUUUCAUUUGUGGAUAUGAAAACUUGAAAACAUUGUACUUGUUGAUACCUAAUGUUAUCCUAUUGGCAAUCUGUGAUACAAAUUGUUUACAACAUCAUUUACAGUUGCGUAUUAAACAUUUUCCAAGUUAUGAUGUAUUCAUUUUGUAAAAAUACACAGUUGACUAAUGAUUAUCUUGGUGAAGCUGAUACAUUGAUGACCAGUUAUCAGAGUCAAUAGUCCUGAUGGAUUGAGAUUGAGCCUUAUCUGUAAUAAGAUGAACCCUUGGGUAAAAUAAAACAGGGAUGUCAACCAGUAACUGAAUGGUCAAUCAGUUACUUUAAUGAAGUGAUGUUAAUUGGUCACAAAGUCUGUAGAUGAUAA
Molecule: messenger RNA, 2539 nt
Organism: Saccostrea cuccullata (small rock oyster)
Lineage: Eukaryota; Metazoa; Mollusca; Bivalvia; Ostreida; Ostreidae
Product: dnaJ homolog subfamily C member 2-like
Exons: 18
Coding region: 56-1918 (620 amino acids)
Biological process (GO): regulation of translational fidelity; 'de novo' cotranslational protein folding
Cellular component (GO): cytosol
Molecular function (GO): ribosome binding; Hsp70 protein binding
Source: RefSeq, a predicted model, not a curated record